Molecule: messenger RNA, 699 nt
Organism: Drosophila albomicans
Lineage: Eukaryota; Metazoa; Arthropoda; Insecta; Diptera; Drosophilidae
Exons: 2
Coding region: 215-571 (118 amino acids)
Source: RefSeq, a predicted model, not a curated record
GCUAAGAUUGCGUGCGUAUUUUUAUCGAUAACUGCUCUCGAUAACCAACUGUAGAGCUUUUGGAACUUUUAUACUUCGACAAUCUUGGUAUUUUUAAUUUUAUUCAACAAGCCACACUAGAUCAAAACAGCUGAUUCAAAUUUAUUAUAAGUCGUGUCUUUGCUUGAAGCAAAAUUUUUUAGGUUUCACUGCCAUCAAUAUAUAAAUUGAAAAAAUGGCGCAAGUAAAAUGCAACGAACCGGGAGAUUGGCGCGAUGCUCCCUUUCUUGUUGUCCUUUACGAUUACACGAUGAAGAAUGCGGAAUUUCCCUCGGACAUUGGGACCCUCAUUGCUUAUGUGCUGGUGCUAAUCGUAUCAUGGUAUGUCGUACUCUGGACAGCACGUUUCCUGCUCUCGCUCGUAUGGCCGGUGAUCAUUGUUGUGUCGGCAUUCCUGCUUUUUCGCUUUCUUUACACAUUCCAACACGAAGACUUGGGGGAUAUAGUGCUCCAUACUCUUACCUAUGUGGUAGACACCGCCGCAUAUAUAAUAGAAAAGAUUUUUGAGUUUCUUGCGAGUGUCGUCCAGUAACUGAAGUACAAUUGUAAUUCAUUGUUAUAUUAUUGUAUAUAUUUCCUCCACUAAUUAUUGUGAAAUCCUUCGUAAAUUAAUUUUUUUGGGAAAAUUGGCAUAAAUAAAUUAUAUGGUAUUUAUGUUGA